GGACGAUGGUGACAUAGCAACUGGCCAGCAAGAUUUGAUCACUAUUGAUGCACUGUUGAAACUUCAGCAGGCAAGGAAGCACUGGGUUUACGGGGAGAUAGUGGCUAUCGACAACUACAAAGAUUGGUCCUACAUUUCAUGCAUCAGUUGUAAUCGGAAGGUUUCCACUAACGAGGAUAGCUUUUGGUGUGUCUCUUGCAAUGCAAAUGACGCUGUUCUUCGGUUUAAGGUGAAUGUCAGGGUAGUUGAUUGUACAACACAUGCCUCCUUCUUGCUAUGGGAUAGGGAGGUCUCAUGCUUGCUGGGAAAGUCGGCCUCAUCCCUUAAGGAACAAAUAACUGGGAGGAACUUUGGACCGCAUUACUUCCCUUCUGAGAUAACCUCGCUCAUUGAUAUAAAGGCUUUGUUUAAGGUUCAUUUUAAAAGAGAGGGCAGGGGUUUCAAAGGAAAUCAGACUUUCAGCGUUAUAAAAAUGAACACUGACCCCAAAGUGCUGGCACUUUACUCAUCAAAGAUAAAUGCUGUUGAGGAGGAAGAUGAAUUCACUCGAUUGGCCAAGGAGUUUUCAGGUUCUGGAACCGGGGUUCAGUCAUCGCAGCAAUCUGUGUCCAGCCCGCUGUUGACCAAGGAGAAAAGGGGUGAUUUGAAAGUGGACACUGAGAAACUGAAACGUGACUUAUUUGGAGACUCCUCCACUUCAACAUCUGGGAAAAAACUCAAGGGGGUGAAAAAGGAAUAAAGAUUAUGCUUCGCUCUUUGUUAGCUGUGUGUGUCUAAGUUGUGUGGGACAGUUAUGUGCG
This is a messenger RNA of Cuscuta epithymum, 800 nucleotides long. The record is from the annotation of a GenBank genome assembly. Lineage: Eukaryota; Viridiplantae; Streptophyta; Magnoliopsida; Solanales; Convolvulaceae.